Arachis duranensis is the source of this 234-nucleotide messenger RNA. RefSeq lists its product as uncharacterized. The record is from RefSeq and is a predicted model, not a curated record. Lineage: Eukaryota; Viridiplantae; Streptophyta; Magnoliopsida; Fabales; Fabaceae.
AGAAAAAUAAAAUAAGUAUGCGAUAAACGAACUCACUUAUAAUUAUUAGUACAAGCUAUAGAGAUCAGUGACUGAUCACAUGAUUAAUAAGGUCUCGGCGGAGGCGGAGGAUGAGGACCUCCGUACGGUGGUGCAGGGCCGGGAAAAGCGGCGGGUCCCGGGGGCUGAUGAUGGUGGACCACUGGAGGAGGAGGAGCUGGGGCUGGAGCAGGAUGAGGAUGGUGAAUAUUUGGU